Molecule: messenger RNA, 1041 nt
Organism: Thamnophis sirtalis
Lineage: Eukaryota; Metazoa; Chordata; Lepidosauria; Squamata; Natricidae
Gene: PIGY
Product: phosphatidylinositol glycan anchor biosynthesis class Y
Biological process (GO): GPI anchor biosynthetic process
Cellular component (GO): glycosylphosphatidylinositol-N-acetylglucosaminyltransferase (GPI-GnT) complex
Source: RefSeq, a predicted model, not a curated record
GCAGCAAGAAUGAUUGGCAAGGAGAAGCAGGAAACGGAACCUGAACAAACCUAGAAGAUUAUCCUCUUGGAAGGAAGUUGGAAGACAAGUAGAGGAAGAUGUUUCCCUCGUUUCCUACCAUGACUGUACUUGUCCCGCUGUUGUCUUUAGCUGGCCUCUUCUAUUCAGCCAGUGUAGAUGAAAACUUCCCCCAGGGCUGCACAAGUACAACAAGCAUAUGUUUCUACAGCCUGCUGCUUCCAAUUACAAUACCAGUUUAUGUAUUUUUCCAUCUUUGGACAUGGAUGGGCCUUAAACUUUUCCGCCACAACUAGAUUGUGCUUAACUCUAAGAAGCCUCUUAAAAUAAAGAAUGGAGUGAAGCUUUCUGAAUAUUCUGACCCUUACAGUACACCUGAAAUGAAACAGAGGCUAACUGUCUUCAGAUGCAAGUACAUCCAAGCAAAUUGAAAAGUCCCUUGCCCUUUAGGGCAUGCCUACAGUACCAAAGUAGCAUCAAAAGCCACAGGAAUUUCAAACAAGAAAUCAAAUAUAGACAUCAAAGAAGCAAUAUGAAGUUAUACGGGCAAAUCUUCUCUCAAUGAAGGAUCUUAGGCAUGCAACAAAACAGUUUAGAUGUGUCUGCUUGUGUAGGAAAUGUCAUUUUUCUAGUCUUCAGUGAAAAAAAAAUUCUGCAUAGUUAUUCCAAAAGGCAGUUUCAUUACUUGAUGAUUACAGACAAUUGUUUAUAUAGACUGAGUGCAAAAUAGUGCUUUGUCAAAUUGAUAGAUUAAAAGCUCUGAAUGAAUACUAACGUUCAAAUAUAUUUCAGUUCUGAAUGUGUAACACGGUCACAGGUAUACUAUAUAAGAGUUAUUGGCUUACUGACAAUGUAAUGUUAGACUUUAUUUCUCUUUGAUGAAGCUGCACUAUUGUACUGCGCAGACCCAGAAUUUUGAAUUCAGAUCCACAAAUAGAGUGCUGUGUCAUGAAACUUGACACUAAAUGAAAAAUAAUGAAAUUUAAUCGGAAAUGGUUUCUAAUAAAGCAUCUGCAGUGCCUA